Anopheles maculipalpis is the source of this 948-nucleotide messenger RNA. RefSeq names its product CDAN1-interacting nuclease 1. The record is from RefSeq and is a predicted model, not a curated record. Lineage: Eukaryota; Metazoa; Arthropoda; Insecta; Diptera; Culicidae. Bases 31 to 921 code for a protein of 296 amino acids. The transcript is spliced from 2 exons.
CUGUAUGCAUCUACACCUUAGCGUUUCAAGAUGGUCGUGAUUAGUGUGGCCAAGUUUGCCGAAAUACAAACCUUUAUUCGUAACUACAGUGGGCUGUUCGUUAAUUGUAAUUUGGAGCUGGAGUCGAAAUUUCCCGAGUACACAUCGGACACGCUCGGUAGCAUCGUUGCGAAAGAGGUUAUACAGCGCGUCAAAUCCAACCAUUCCAAACUGACCGCCAGAGCAGCUUCAAUGGUAAAAGAAUUUCAAACGAUCGCCAAGAAACCAUCCGCCGCCCAUGAUGUACUGCAGCAAAUGGCCAUCGAAUGGCGCGUUCCGUCGACGGUUUUGUGUCGGAUCUUUCUGGCGAAAUUUUAUCCGGAUGUAUCGAAAUCGGAGAUAAACGAAAUGCUGCGUAUGCCCGAUCUGAUACCCGAUUCGUUGCUGGCAGUGAACGUCAGCUACUGUCUGUACAGUGAGAUUAUGGAUGGGCCGAUCACCGAUCUGGUGCGCAGGUUCAUCGGCGAAGAGUACGAGGUGCGGUUAAAGAAAAUGGCCCGUGAAGCGGGUAUGGUUUUCUACGACGAGGGUGACCUACGUCGCACUGGUUACGAUAAGACACCAGACCUGAAAAUGGCAGUACCGUUCAUGUACCGUGGCCAGGUGAUCAAUUGGAUUGAGAGUAAGGCAUCGUUCGGGGAUGUGGAUUCGCACAAACGGUACGUGAAGGAUCAACUGUCAAGCUAUGGGAAUCGGUUCGGACCCGGCAUCGUUAUAUAUUGGUUCGGCUAUGUAGAGAGCAUUGAGGAUUGUCCGGAAAAUGGAAAAUGUGUGAUAGUAACCGAUGCGUUUCCCGAUAAAGAUGAAAUGGAAUUUCUCUCAUUUAAUCUACCCGUACUCGAGGAGGAGGAUCCACAAAAAUAUGGCGCCAGUAGUCGAUGAUACUAGAAAUUAAAUAUACUUGUACAU